Messenger RNA from Penicillium arizonense, 1560 nucleotides. RefSeq lists its product as uncharacterized. Gene Ontology annotation, biological process: regulation of transcription by RNA polymerase II. The record is from RefSeq and is a predicted model, not a curated record. The transcript is spliced from 4 exons. Lineage: Eukaryota; Fungi; Ascomycota; Eurotiomycetes; Eurotiales; Aspergillaceae. Gene Ontology annotation, molecular function: DNA-binding transcription activator activity, RNA polymerase II-specific; RNA polymerase II cis-regulatory region sequence-specific DNA binding. The coding region runs from base 1 to 1560 and encodes 519 amino acids. Gene Ontology annotation, cellular component: nucleus.
AUGGGCAGGCGGAUGGUAUAUCGAGGACUCUCACGCACCACGAUCUUUGAACAACCAGACUCAAACUUUGACUUGGCCACAUCCGAAGCACAGGUCAACGGACACUGGCCAUAUGGCGAUGGAGAAAAAUUUCGUUACAAUGUAACACUGCAAGCCCUGACGGCAAUGCUCCAGCAUGCCAACGAAAACCCAGUGACAUACCUUAAUAAAGGUCAAACAUACAGCCUCACGGUGGCAGAUUCUACCCCACCCACGAAGAAGGCUGGAUUUUAUGAAUAUAGAACGUUCGUGCAUGUGGUCUUCGAAGGAGAAGACCAGAGAUCAAAUCCGGUUGCAUCGUGGCAGCUAUGGAAAGAAGGCCGAGGCCUGAAAGAAGCCCAUGAGCGCAAAGGCAAGAUUUUAGCUGUCGAGUAUGUCCAUCCUUCCCAGGGCGAUGUCAAAACUGAGGGACAUCCCCAGAUACAGCUUGAAGAAGCUUUUGUUGAUGGGUUUUGUGUCACCUGGACAGCUGAUCCAACCACGAACGUCUAUGAGGCGGCGAUUCCGCUGAAAUUCAACUUUCUAUCAACCGAUUUUACUCGCUUAAAAGGGGUGAAAGGGGUAUCGGUCAGGCUCUGUGCAAAAACUAAAAUGUUGCGGUCGGACGACGAAAAUAAGACCAUGGAGGACGAGCCAGAAAUGUGUUACUGUGUGGUGAAGCUCUUCAAAGACCACGGUGCCGAACGAAAAUUAUCAAAUGACAAGGCACAUGCCAAGAAAAGGAUUGAAAAGCUCAAUAAACAAAUCAUCGACCGAGAGACAGGUGCAGACUUUGAUAGACGAAGACGCCACAACAGUUUGAUGAACGGUGGACAAACCGAUACUCGGCCUCAGAAGAAGCGCAAAAGCUCUAUGUCAGAUAAAGAUCUUCACGCCGCGCUGGCUACAACGACUGAGAUCUUUUCAUCGGCCCGUCCAGUUAGUGUACUUGGUCUUCGUGCUAAUGUGAAGGAUGAUCUAGAUCUACAUCUUAUCUGUUUAUCAGAUGGAUCAAGUACUUUCAUGAAAGAUGGGAUCUUGGAAAAUCAACAUAGCACACGUGCUAUAACCUUGGCCUCCGAAGGAGCAGCUCACUUGUCAAAAAAGGCCAACGUAGAAUUGGACUUCUAUAGCCCUGACUCUCAAGAACGUCCGCCAAAAAUGCCAAAAGUCUCCAUUGGGACUUUCCAGGGCUCUCCACCUCCUGCAAAUCAUUCUUCUAAGUCUGUUGCGUGCUUUUACGUCCAGUUCACUCAAAGCGGGAAGCAGCCCCAAGGCAACUAUUACGCAAUAUACCUAGCGGAUCGCACUUCUCUCAACUUGAAAGUCGAGCUUGCGGAGAAACUGCAGAUCGACCCUUGUCUUAUCUCUCGUAUCAUUUGGGUCAAUAGUAAAGGCUUGAAGGUCCUGGUGGAUGACGAUAUGGUCCAACAACUUCCCGAGGCACAGACCAUGAUUGCACAUAUCUGUGAACGCUUGUACACAGAAAUGGCUCCCUCGAGCGCAAAGUGCUCUGGGGUGGAAGUCAAGCUCGUGUUCUAG